AUGGUUUCCAAAGUAGUCCAGGAGGACUUCUGGCGGUCCACGGGAGACUUAACGGGGGACUACGUUGGCUUAAAAAAGAAGGGUUCUCGAGUUGUAAGUUCCGGUAGUAAAGAACAAAAAUUAUAUCAGAUAGAUUUUAAGAAAGCCAGCGAAAGGUUAACCGUUAGCACCUUGGUCCCUGUCUUCAGCUAUGAUUUCCUGGACGAGCUGGCCCUGCAAAAAAUAACGCAUUCUGAAGAAGAAUCUCUGUUAUUUAGCCUAAAGAAAACGGGCACCAAAUUAGUAGCAGUCGAACAUGCAAAGUUAACCUUUGAAAAUAGGGAGACAGUUAUGCCCCACCCUGUACCUACUGUUGAGUCACUAUUAUAUAGAGUGGACAAUAUGGUUCGACCUUCUUCAGAUAUUUGGCAAUUAUUUCAUAUUGAAAAAACAGAUAAAAAAUCCAAGGCUGUGUGUAAGUUUUGCUGUUUUAAAUACGCCUUUCUAAACGCAACUCGCAUGACGAAUCAUAUAUUAAACAAAUGUUCAAAAUGUCCUUUGGAAAUUAAACAAAAAUAUGGCAAUGAAAUACAAUCGAGUUCGAAGUCUUCGACGUCAGAAGAAAAAGAAAGUAACAAAGAUAUCCUGCUAGAAGCAUUAGAAGAUACCAGUCUCCCUUCAACUAGCAAAAAGGACACGUCAUCCGUGUCAUCAUCUUCCGAAUCUCCAUUACCAUCAGUAAAACGCAAGAAAGCUAGCUGCCAACAAACAUUGAGCGGGUUUUUCGAUAAGAUAGCUGUUUCAGAGUCUUCUAAAAUUGAUGAGGCAUUAGCUAGGGCUCUUUAUGCUUCUGGUGCUCCUUUUUCUCUUUUCAAAAAUAAAUCUUGGGAACAGCUUUUUAAAAUGUUAAGACUGUCAUACCAAAUACCUAGCCCUUACGCUCUGUCAACAAACUUACUUAAUUCCGAGUAUGAACGUGUACAGAUAAACCGAAGUCAAAAGCUGUCUAAAUCCGAUAGUUUAUCAAUAGUAACAGAUAGUUGGACAAAUAUAGUCGGAGAUGGAUUAAUCAAUAUUGUUAUAUGCACGCCUAUACCUUUAUUUUACAAAACUGUUCAUCGUGGCACUGCAGAAGAAACGGGAACAAAUAAGGAAGCUCUGCAAUGUACUGUAUUAGUGGAAAACCUGAAUGUAAAACAAACUAUUAAAAAAGUUGUAUUGGAUGAUGCGUUCUCGCAAAACCUACAAUAUACUAAACAAAUCCUGCAUCCUGUAUCAAAAUCGAUAAAUUUAGUAGAAUCGGAUAGAUAUAUAUUAUCAGAAGUGCCUUUUGUCUUUAAGUAUAUAAAAGACACAAUAUUAGAUAUUUCCCAACAAGUUGACCUGACUAGUUUUCUUAUCGAAAGCUUGCUAAAAUAUGUUGAAGACCGCUACGAAUUUUGUUCUAAGCCGAUUCACUGUGCAGCCAAUCUUCUUGAUGCUCGCUUUAAAGGAGAACAAUUGAAUGAAGACCAACUAAUGGAAGCAAUAGACUUCAUCUCUGAAAUGGCUCGUUCACUAAAUCUAGAUGUAGGGAAGGUGGUGGCAAACCUAGCCCAAUUUAGAACAAAAACUGGAUUUUUUAGUCGAACUUCUGUAUGGGAUAGUGCGAAUAUGUACAUCGCAGCCACUUAUGCCAACUGCCUCCCGAAUUUUAAAUGGAUCGCCAUCUUCCGCCUCUUCAGAAAGAAACUGGUCUUUACACAUACAAGCAAAAGAAAUAUAUUAUCCCAGGAUAAAAUUCAGAAGCUGGUUGCUAUUCAUUCUAAUUUGGUUAUAAACGAAAAACAGACAUUCAUUUACGAUGCUAGACCAGUUCCACUUUUAGAAGACACUGGCAAAGAUUAUGCUGUUUUGUCCGUCCCUGAAGACGAAGCGGAGAUCGAGUCUGAAUCAGAUGCUUGGUCUGAAGAUUCAAACUCAGACUCUGAUGAAAAUACACCUCUGAGCACUUUGAAGAGACCUACACUGGACAGAAUGUUCGUUUCGACGUCACAAAGAAAUGAUGAUGGUUUGCGGGCGUCUUACAAUAUCUCGUUACUUAUAGCAAAAUCCGGAAAACCGCAUAUUAUCGGAGAGAAGUUAAUUUUGCCAGCCGUUGAAGAGGUUUUAAAAACUGUUUUACACAAACCUGCAUCUGAUAUCAUUAAAAGAAUUCCCUUAAGCAACAGUACUGUUGAAAGACGUAUUGAUGAAAUGAGUUCUGAUAUUGAAAGCUUCUUAUGUAAUUGUUUGCAAACGACCCAUUUCUCUAUACAACUGGACGAGUCAACUUUACCUGAUAAUGCAGCAUUAUUAUUGGCAUAUGUUCGUUUUAUUAUGAAUCAAGAAAUCUACGAAGAACUGCUCUUGGCAAGAACUUUGAUAACCGACACUAAAGAUUUUGAAUCUAGGUUUGAGGAUAUUUUGACUAUGGUAAUACCGCCGUGGAUAAUUAAUCCAUAUGGUGACACAGAAGAAACGAAUGUCAUAAUACAAGAGGAACUGACUGAACUAAGUACAAACGAAGAACUUAAGGGGGAGAUCAUCUUCAUCAGAGGAGUUCUGGGAACGGGUUCUGAAGAAGAUGUUAAUGAUGAAGAUGAUGUUGAUGGUGAACGUGCUUUUCGCUUUUUCUUCGCAGAUUGUUUAAGAGAACUUGGUCCUGCUUCAUUGACUAGUCUCUUAGUAACAUUCUCACGUGAACGAUUAAUAGAUUCCUCUAACUCCUCUUUAUUCGGAGUUGAGGUUAACUUCGCCUCAAAGGUCCUUCAAAAGAAAAAUAUUGAUAUAAGUGAAUCUGUGACUGUUUUAGAACAAGUAGAAAAGAACCUUACUGAAUUAAGAUCUUCUUGUGGAAUGUUAAUGAUUGAAGCUACGGAACUGGCUAACAAAUAGAAUAUUCAACCGGAAUUCAGGCAAAAACGUCAACCCAAAGUUAAAAAACACUUUGACGAACUCUUAAGUGAUUACAGAUUUAAUAAUACUCAAAUUUUAUUUAAAAUAAAUGUUUUUAAUGUUGUUAUGGACCGUGUUCUGACACAGAAUUCUGAUAGAUUUAGG
Acanthoscelides obtectus is the source of this 3060-nucleotide messenger RNA. The record is from the annotation of a GenBank genome assembly. NCBI's taxonomy places the organism in Eukaryota, Metazoa, Arthropoda, Insecta, Coleoptera, Chrysomelidae.